This is a messenger RNA of Meloidogyne enterolobii, 448 nucleotides long. The record is from the annotation of a GenBank genome assembly. NCBI's taxonomy places the organism in Eukaryota, Metazoa, Nematoda, Chromadorea, Rhabditida, Meloidogynidae.
GCUUCGAAUCUAACGUCAAAGGAAGUAUAUCGUCACCUCCUAAAGGUUUUAGUUUUCUAUUUAAUCGAUUAUCCAAAGACCCAUUAGUAAAAGAAAUGAUCAAAGAGACGCAAGUAGAAAGUAGUACAGAGGAAAGUUCUGGAAGUCAAUCAGGUAGUGGGAAAAGUAAGAAAAGAGUUUUGGUAAAAGUCCUGCCUAUAAAAAAGAAAAAUAAAUUUAUUCCUCAAAUAUGGGAAAAGCUUUAGAUAAUUUUUUAUCAAAAAUAUAUUAUUCGCUAAAUUCUCCUGCUUCCUAUGCAGGAAUACAUCGUGUUUAUGAAGAAGCUAAGCUCAAAUAUCCAAAGUUAAAAUAUCAGGAAGUCUUUAAUUUUUUGCAUAAGCAAAGAGUGUAUACGAUGCAUCGACCAAUUAGAAAAAAAUUUACCAGACUAGUUACAAGGCCAAGUGGU